This is a messenger RNA of Seriola aureovittata, 2322 nucleotides long. RefSeq names its product growth hormone-regulated TBC protein 1-A-like. NCBI's taxonomy places the organism in Eukaryota, Metazoa, Chordata, Actinopteri, Carangiformes, Carangidae. Bases 101 to 1138 code for a protein of 345 amino acids. The record is from RefSeq and is a predicted model, not a curated record. The transcript has 8 exons.
UUUCCAAGUGAUAGAAAUUAAAUAACCUCCGCGGUGCUAGUUGUUCAUAACCUUAGUGGACUAUUGUACCUGCAGCACGUGACACAAAACGGAGAGCAAAAUGUCAGGAAAUGCUGCUCAGCCUCUAACAUGUAAUAAUGGCAGUGAAAGGAUUGACCCAUAUGGCUUUGAGAGACAUCAUGAUUUUGAAUCCUACAAGGAGAUGAUGAAUGAGUAUGUAGCUGUCCUCAACAAAAGAUCUAUCAGAUGGUCCAAGCUCCUUCAAGAGAGACCUCAUGUAGAGAAGAAUUUAACAGUGAAGCGGUAUGUGCGUAAAGGUGUGCCUAAUGAGCACCGUGCCAGGAUCUGGAUGGCAGCAAGUGGUGCCCAGGAACAACUGGAGAGUAACCCAGGUUAUUACCAGUCCCUACUGAGCAUGGAGCAUGACACCAAGCUGAAGGAAACUAUUCAUACAGAUAUGCACAGGACUUUUCCUGACAACGUCCUCUUCAAGAGCAAAGCCAAGCCAAGUCUGCAGAGGGCUCUGUACAAUGUGCUGCUGGCCUACGGACACCAUAAUAAGGCAGUGGGGUACUGUCAGGGCAUGAACUUCAUUGCAGGCUACCUCAUCAUCAUCACCAAAGAUGAAGAGAAAUCCUUCUGGCUCAUGGAUGUAUUGUUGGGCCAAAUACUCCCAGACUACUACAGCCCGGCCAUGUUGGGGCUGAAGACUGACCAGGAGGUUCUUGGGGAGCUGGUGAAGGCUAAAGCCCCUGCAGUAGGACAACUCAUGGCCCAGUAUCCUGGCAUAUGGACCCUGGUUGUGUCACGUUGGUUUAUCUGCCUCUACAUUGACAUACUCCCAAUCGAGACAGUUCUGCGGAUCUGGGAUUGUCUUUUCUACGAAGGCUCCAAGCUUCUUUUCCGUGUUGCUCUGACGCUCAUCAUUCACCAUCAGCCGGAGAUCUUGAGAGCUCGCUCUUUGCCAGAUGUGUGCGAGUGUUUCAAACAGAUCGCCUGUGGAGCUUUCACUCUGGACUGCCACACCUUCAUGCAGAAAAUCUUCACAGAGCCUGGGAGUCUCUCUAUGUCAACUAUUGAUAAACUGAGAGAGAAAUGCAGACAACAAAUCCUGGAGGAAGAAUCUAGACAGCCAUAAGAGUUUUGGAUCCUCCCCAUUUGCUAUCAGGAACUUUCUACAAUUACUAAAUGGUGGCUUUUGAUAUAUUAACCUCUAAUCUAGUGGACUGGAAAUAUGAAGGAUGUGCUGAAGCUUCUCAACUGAUUGAAAAUCUUUGGACCUUGUCUUUUGCUGAGGGCCUCUGAAUAGUUUUGCUGCUAUAGAUAUUUCAAGAUCAUCCCGCCUGAUGCUUUGUGUAAAGUAUUUAAAUUUGUCAUAGCACUGAUAGUAUUUGUUUUAUGACUGUGGAGGAUAACUGUUGUAGUGUACUAUGGAAGAAGGGAGUUAAUGUAUUUUGCACAGGAACACAACAUAAAUAAUUACCCAAAUCCGUUUCGUGAUUUAACUGUUUAACUGGCCUCAAAAAUGCCUCUGCCAAACAAAGGUUAGAAGAAGUGGUGAUUUUAGCGUUACAUGAGCAUCUAAAAUAACAGGUUAUUCACAGGCUCCUAACCUGUGGCUGUAUAUUCUUGUUAGAAAUCUCCUAGUACUGUUAAGGUACAGAAAAGUCAACUGAACUGUGCAACGUCUGUCACAGAAAAUCAACCUGUUGGUUUCUGAGCUGUGUUGUCCCAGUUGGAAAUGAAUAAUCAUUUACUAUAAGUGAGAAUUGGAGAUCUGUUCAAGAGGCAGCUACCUAGACCCACCUCAAAUCGACAGGUGUAGGCUUAGUACUUUUGAAUGGUGGGGGCAGACGGGGGUGCAUUUGUAAGAUGAGUAAAAAUGUUUUCAGACUCAAAUUCAAAUAGCUGCUAUUUGUAACUCAAACUAACCAACAGCCCUGGACAGAUUAUGACACAAUGGGCCCUCGGACACAAGCAUGUAAAGCCUGCGCACCCUCAUACAAAGGUGCAAAGACACAAAAACCACUACAAAAAACAUGGCCACGUAGGCGUUUUGUGUCUCUUUUUAGCAUAUGAUCAAUAACAAACAUACAGAGGCUCUGGUCCAGGGGCCCCAGGCCUGUACCCAGUCAGAUCUAGCCAAGAUACUAAUAACUCAACUACCUAUGACUUUCUGAGUAGGUGGGGGCAUAGGAAGAUAACCUUCUGGCCCCACCCAUGCAAAUCAGGCCUUUUCCUAGUUUUAUUCUGAUAAUUUUGUGAACAUGCUUCAGGUAACAGCCUCCAAGGUCUGUUGUAACUGUCAAUCAUCAUGUUUGU